Messenger RNA from Caenorhabditis briggsae, 1113 nucleotides. The record is from RefSeq and is a predicted model, not a curated record. The transcript is spliced from 4 exons. The coding region runs from base 1 to 1113 and encodes 370 amino acids. NCBI's taxonomy places the organism in Eukaryota, Metazoa, Nematoda, Chromadorea, Rhabditida, Rhabditidae.
AUGGAUCAAUCUUCCCUUUCUUCAAGUACUCAAAGACCCGGGAUCAAACGUGUAAGCUCGCCAAUUGGGGCUCCAGAAGAGCCAAGACUUUCAAAAAUGAAUAGACAAGAAGAACCAGAAGCACCGAUUCCUGAAGAGCAUCCAAGAAAUCCAUAUGAGCAGCAGCUUUUUUUGCAAAGAUGGGAACGAGAACGAGUCAGCUACUAUGCGGGAAUAUACGACCCACAACAUGAGUUUCCACACCAAGUCAACCAUAUUAUUCAAAUAGGACAAAUCAGAGAUUUCUAUGAAGAAUUGAUGCUAGCAGGGAUGGAUAGUUGUCCUCGUGACGCAGAAAAUUUUCGUUUGGUGGAAAUUGCAAAUAUUUGGGAUUUAAGAAAUGAAAAAGGAAAAGAAGAAGUGAGAUGUGAUAAUCGAACUGUUGAGUACAACACUCCUAGCUACAAGAUUCUGGCGGCUUGUGAUUUCUAUUUUCUUAUGAGAAUGCCCACUUUAAGCCUGAAAAGACUUGGAAACAAAAUCGAUCCAUUACCAGACAAUAUGCCUCAAGGAGACGUUCGAUUUGUUGAUAUUUCUAUGCUAAAAAUCAUCACUGGACUGAUAUCCGAUAAGAAACCGAAUCGUCUAAGAGUGACGAAGCUUUCGUAUAUGUUCAGUCGAGAAUCAGACAUUUUAGAUGAAGCACCAAUCCAAUUAGAUCUCUUCACUUAUUUGUUGGAGGACAGAGAAUUGAAGACAGUUAAACUUCGGGCUUGGGAUGAUCGAAUGGUUUUGCAAGCCAACAAUUACCCGAACAUGGUACGUAAUUGUCUGAUGAGACGCCAUAGUGUUCACUGCGCUCUGCCAAGAUGGACAAAUGUCGAGACACUGGACAUUCGCGACGAAAUCGUUUUUAUGGCACAAUACACUGUGAUUUGUAGUCAGGAUUUGGAUCACGAUGAAAUCGUAGAAGCUUAUAUUAGAAGCGACAUUCAAGGAAAAUUUGAAAACCAUCCUGCACUUGGUUUCCCACUGAAACAUACUCGUAUUAAAGGAGAUGGGAAUACAUAUGUUUUGGAAAUGAUACCGAAACAGAUCAAAGUCACAGUUAGACCAACGAUGGAGGAUGAUUAA